UCAACGCGUAACGGCGUAGUGAAGUGACGUUUAGAGCAUCCAGGAAGAGAGUUGCAGAAACGUUAGAACAACGUGAGAGUAUUUUCCACAGCUUUUAGCCACAUUUGAUCAGCCGUGGUCAUUAAAAGGCUUCAACACAACAAGGGAAACUUCAGUUAAGUCAUGGCCCUGAAUAAGUCCAUGCAUCCCCGGAACCGGUACAAAGACAAACCACCUGAUUUCGGUUACCUGGCUUCCAAAUAUCCAGACUUCCAGCAGCACGUGCACACCAGCCUCGCGGGAAGACCUGUUGUGAAUUUCAAAGAGCCAGAAGCAGUGCGAGCGCUGACCUGCACCCUGCUGAAGGAGGACUUUGGUCUGACCAUCCAGAUCCCUCUGGAGCGCCUCAUUCCCACUGUUCCCCUCCGCCUCAACUACAUCCACUGGGUGGAGGACCUCAUUGAUGGCCAGAAGCAGCUACGCAGGGGCAUCGACAUAGGCACGGGUGCGUCCUGUAUCUACCCCUUGCUGGGAGCAACAAUGAACGGCUGGUACUUCCUCGCCACAGAAGUGGACGACAUCUGUUUUGACUAUGCGACAAAAAACGUGGAGCAGAACAACCUGUCUGAUCUGAUUAGAGUUGUCAAAGUCCCUCAGAAGACGUUACUGAUGGAUGCCUUGAAAGAAGAGACAGAAAUAGUUUACGACUUCUGCAUGUGCAACCCUCCUUUUUUUGCCAACCAGCUGGAAGCAAAGGGGGUUAACUCCAGGAACUCACGACGACCUCCUCCUAGCUCAGUGAACACAGGCGGGGUCACGGAGAUCAUGGCCGAGGGUGGUGAACUGGAGUUUGUCAAGAGGAUCAUACAUGAUAGUCUGCAGCUCAAGAAACGCUUGCGGUGGUACAGCUGCAUGUUGGGGAAGAAAUGCAGCUUGGCACCUUUGAAAGAGGAGCUGAGGAAGCAAGGGGUGCCUAAAGUGACGCACACAGAGUUCUGCCAGGGCAGGACAAUGCGCUGGGCACUGGCCUGGAGUUUCUACGAUGAUGUGAUUGUUCCGUCUCCUCCCAGUAAGAAGCGCAAACUGGAGAAGGGGAGAAAGCCGCUGUUGUUCACAGUACCAGAGCAGGGAGUGAAGGAGCUCCAGACCAAGGCCUUGGCUGUAGGCUGCACUGCUCGCAACCCUGUGGAGAGCAUCACUGUUCUGCUGGAGAAAACCCUCACUGACCUAAAGGUGUUGCACAAACAUGUCCCCUGCAGAAAAGAGGAGCAGAGCCUUCAUCUAACAGCUGUGGAGAACACGUGGAUCCACAUUCGUCAGAAACGGCGUGAUGGGGCGCGACAGCUGCGAGAGCUUCCCAGGGCACCUCAGUCUGCUGGAACCAGCUCUCAAAUUACCAUGGUCACAGUUGCCCCCACCACAUCUUCACAAUCUCAAAACCAGUUUGUGCCCACAGACAACACCCAGGAAGAAAUUGCUCAGGACAAUUGUGCCUCUGCAAAUGAGACAACCAAAGAUGUGACACUGAACCCUGCUGGAGAACAAAAUCAGGUCUCAGAAAAUGCAUCAGGUAGAGACGUGGAAAUGGAGUCCUCAACAUCCACAGGAGCAGGACAGGAAACAGGACCAAAGGAAGUGUCUGCUGAAGCAAGUGAGCCGCCCUGUAAGCAAUCCCUUAGCCCUGCUGCAGUGGAACACUUCCUGUUUAAGUGUGUGCUGAAUGUCAUGCCUGAGGAGAGCAAUGUGAUGAUCGAGAUGCACUGGGUCGAAGGUCAGAAUAAAGACCUGAUGAACCAGCUUUGCACCUACCUGAGGAACACACUUUUCAGGUCCAUUGCAAAGUGCUGAAUAAUCAGCUAAAGUAAUCUAUUUUAAGAAAAAAAAAAAGUUGAUUCAGACCUACAAAUGACAGCUCACAUUAUUGUCAGAGACGUUUGACUGCAUCUCAGUUGGAAAAUAUUUUUGGGACAGUUUAUAUAAAUAUAUUUUGCGUAACUCUCUGCAGCUUUUGAGAAUUUUAAGCAUUUCAUUCACCUGUUGAGAUUUGUUCCAGGGAGAGAAAAACAUUUUGUUGCAGUUAUUUUAGUAACAUAAUUCAUAAUUGCUUGCACAGUGUACCUUUUCUGGUUGUGCAUAUUGUACAUUAUGAUUGAGUUCACAUAUAUUUGCAAUAAAUUGACAACUUUUUUAGUGUUUCUA
Molecule: messenger RNA, 2178 nt
Organism: Notolabrus celidotus (New Zealand spotty)
Lineage: Eukaryota; Metazoa; Chordata; Actinopteri; Labriformes; Labridae
Gene: mettl16
Product: methyltransferase like 16
Exons: 10
Coding region: 163-1827 (554 amino acids)
Biological process (GO): rRNA base methylation
Cellular component (GO): nucleus
Molecular function (GO): 23S rRNA (adenine(1618)-N(6))-methyltransferase activity
Source: RefSeq, a predicted model, not a curated record